This is a messenger RNA of Grus americana (Whooping crane), 3787 nucleotides long. RefSeq names its product nitric oxide synthase 1 adaptor protein (gene NOS1AP). The record is from RefSeq and is a predicted model, not a curated record. NCBI's taxonomy places the organism in Eukaryota, Metazoa, Chordata, Aves, Gruiformes, Gruidae. The transcript is spliced from 12 exons. Bases 113 to 2116 code for a protein of 667 amino acids. Gene Ontology annotation, molecular function: nitric-oxide synthase binding.
CCUCCGCGGCGGCGCGUCCCCGCCCCGGGGCCGGCCGGCGGCGAGGGGCGGAGGUUCCGCGGCGGCGGCGCCGGGUGCGCUGCAGGGUCAGCCCGGCCGCCGCGGGGCCGCCAUGCCCGCCAAGUCCAAGUACAACCUGGUGGAUGACCGGCACGACCUCCGCAUCCCUCUGCACAACGAGGACGCCUUCCAGCACGGCAUCUGCUUCGAGGCCAAGUACAUCGGGAGCCUGGAUGUGCCGCGGCCAAACAGUCGGGUGGAGAUCGUGACGGCCAUGCGGCGGAUCAGGUAUGAGUUUAAAGCCAAGAAUAUCAAGAAGAAGAAAGUGAGUCUCAUCGUGUCAGUGGAUGGCGUGAAGGUCAUUCUGAAGAAGAAGAAGAAGCUUCUUUCAUUGCAGAAAAAAGAAUGGGCCUGGGAUGAGAACAAAAUGCUCGUUAUGCAUGAUCCCAUCUACAGGAUAUUCUAUGUGUCGCACGACUCCCAGGACCUAAAGAUCUUCAGCUACAUUGCCAGGGAUGGGUCUAGCAAUGUCUUCAGGUGCAACGUCUUCAAAUCCAAGAAGAAGAGCCAAGCCAUGCGCAUCGUGCGGACUGUGGGGCAGGCGUUCGAGGUCUGCCACAAGCUGAGCCUGCAGCACACCCAGCAGAACGCGGACGGGCAGGAGGACGGAGACAGCGAGAGGAACGGGGACGACCUGGAUGUCCCAGCCUGCCGCCUCUCUGCUGCGGAGAGGGCGGCCGCCUCGGCGGAGGAGACGGACAUCGAUGCUGUGGAGCUGCCGCUGCCCGGAGCUGACAUCCUCGACUUCAGCCGCGGGGUGACCGACCUCGACGCCGUGGGCAAGGAGGCGAGCGCCUACGCCGAUGCCAAGGGCUGCCUCCAUCCUGAAGAUAUCCUGACUGCGUCACCCAAGAUGCUGCUGCCCUCGUCUGCCCAGCUGCCUGACCUGGGAACGCCCCUCUCUGCCCACCACCAAAUGCAGCUUCUCCAGCAGCUCCUGCAGCAGCAGCAGCAGCAGACGCAAGUGGCCGUGGCACAGGUCCACUUGCUGAAGGACCAGCUGGCCGCGGAGGCAGCGGCGCGGCUGGAGGCCCAGGCUCGCGUGCACCAGCUCCUGCUCCAGAACAAGGACUUGCUGCAGCACAUCUCGCUCCUGGUCAAACAGGUGCAGGAGCUGGAGCUGAAGCUGGCAGGGAACACCACCACAGGCUCCCAGGACAGUCUGCUGGAGAUCACCUUCCGCUCCAAUGCCCUCCCCGUCCUCUGCGACCCGACCACCCCGCAGCCCGAGGACACCCACCCGCCACCGCUGGGCCCCGGCUCGGGCUUCCCCAGUGCCCUGGGCAGCCCCAUAGUGGACCAGAGCAUGUUUGAGAACGCCAAUGUCAGCACGGCACCCACCCCACGGUCACAGCACGUCCCCACCGUGGCGGGCACCCCGCUGCAGCCCUCCCGCCCCGCCGGCAGCCAGCACCUCCGCAACCUGGGCAAGGCCGUGGGGGCCAAGGUGAACGACCUCCUGCGCCGCAAGGAGCCGGCCGGCCUCCCCAGCGUGGGGGUGAUGGAGGUGAACGCCAGCGCCGGGGCUGUGCUGGGCAUGGGACAGCCGGCCAGCGAGGACGGGGCUGUGGGGCUGGACACCUUCCCCCGGCUGGACCCCCCACCCCCUGUCACCAAGAAGCGGACACCACGUGCCCUGAAGACCCCGCAGGACAUGCUCAUCGCGCCACAGCCGGCAGGGACCAGCCCAAGGAGCAGCAUGGAGGAGCCCCCCGAACUGCCCGCAGCCCACUCUGACCCAGCAGAGGAGUGGCCGGGGACGAGAGACCCAUCCCCUCCAGAAUGCUCUGGGGUGCCCAGCAUGACCAGCACCCCAGAGCCGAGCGGGGACCAGCCUACCACUGCCCUCCCCGUGCCUGACCUCAUCCAUAAGGGCAGCCUGGAGAGCCAGCGGCGAGUGGGCGAGAGGGCCACUGAGACCUCACCCCGCAUGGAGAAGCCCUCCCGGAGACCAGGGCUGGAGCGUGAGCCUCUGGGGAGCACGGGGCCGCCGGAGCCAUGCACUCCUGGCCGGGAGGUGGAGGGGCCCCAUCCUGACCUGCUGUCCUUUGAGUAGCAGCAAGGGAGCCGUGAUGGGGGCACCAUGGAGGCUGGGUCUCCCAGACACGUCUCUCACUGCCACUUUUGGGUUCAUUAUUUUGGAGAGGGGGAGCCCCAGGGUGGCAGGAGCCAUUGCUGCUCCAGCGUGGGGUGUGGGGAGCCAUGACACCCCAUUUCUCCCCAGGUUCCCAGGAGAGGCACAGCCUGUCUUGCCAUGGCUUCUGUAGUCCCAUCCCAGGCCCAUUCACCCAUCAUUGCAAAGCUCCCGUCCUGCCCAAGGUGCCACCAUCCUGUCUGCAGGGGCCACGCUGAGCUGGGGACUGAGGGUGGGCUUGCUCAGCAGCCUGGGUCCUCGUGCAUGGAUGCAGAAACACCAGCCUGCUCCCAGCCCUGUCAGCUGUGCUGGGGCGAGUGUCCCAUGAGUGUCCCCCACGGUUCUCCACACCGGGACUGGUUGUCCCAGCCUAGAGCACGUCCCAGCUUACAUCACGUGCUUGCUGAGAUGCCCCGUCCCGGUGCGCCAGCAGGUUCACCCAGCUCUAGUGCCAGUGCCAGGGAGCCGGGAUGGCAGGCAUCCCCAAGGCCUUCUGGAGAAAGCCCUUGGCGUUAGUCCCCCCCAGUGCCAUCUCUCUUUGCAGCGGAGCCCCAGCCACAGGAGACCCGCUCACGGUGCGGGCUCUGGCAGGAGCAGGGCUGGAUGCCUGAGGCCGCACGGCUGCUGGCCACUGGGCUCUGGGGGGGAGUCAAGCUCUCCGUGAGACGCUCCCCGUCCCCGCCCCCAGCUUCUGCUUGUCUCCUGGUCUCACGGCAGGCAGCACGCUCCAUGCGGGCCAGCGCCACCGCUUUCCUUUAUUUCCUGGGAAGGUGAUGUCUUCACGAGACUGGGACACAAGAAGUCGUGCGGUCCUUUGAUACUGUUGUAUGAUUGUUUCCCCAUGAAUUACAGGAGAUGUUAGCCAGCCUGUGGACCCCUGGGCUGGUGCAAGGAAGCAGCUGCGAGAUGGCACUUUGCUUAGGGCUUUUAUGUGCAUCCUCACUGCAAAGGUAGCUUUGAGAGGAAAAGCUCCAAACACCAGUUUGGGACUGGAGGAGGCUAGGGGCUCAUGGAUGGGGCACCUCUGCUCGUAGCUCCUCCUGGACCACACAGGGCAGUUGGGCUGAAGAAAUGUCUUCUAACCCCAUUGUGGUCCUGCUGAGAGGAGGAGGCCAUGGGCCUGACACAUCGCUUCACCCAGGGAGCAGGCACCAUGCCUCCUUGCCCGUCGGCGUGCCCAGUGCCAUGGUGGUGCCGGGGCUCUGCACUGCUCGGCUCCUGGGGUGGCUCUGCUCAAGAGCGAAGGAGGUGCCAGAGCUGUGCAAAGCCCGCGGCUGGCUGGCAGUCGGUGCUGAGCACGCCCUGUCUAUAAUGUGAUUAUGCUGUGCAUGGCUGAUGCCACUCCAGAAACAGAAAUCUAUAUGAGUAUGUAUAUGUGUAUGCUGCCUAGACCCUCACUGCAUUGUAUAUGUUGAUGGAAACAAGGGCUUGUAGCCCCUCUUUGAGGGACCAGCAUCUUCCAACCCUGCCGAUCACAAGGGAACCUCACUGCUGGUCCAGUCCCUCUAUUUAUGUUGUCUAGGAUGUGCAUGUAGUUAGGGACAAAAGAUGCCGAUUGCACAAUAAAUUUUUGUUUCUUUUUUUACCCACUGA